Messenger RNA from Aphanomyces invadans, 1333 nucleotides. RefSeq lists its product as hypothetical. Gene Ontology annotation, biological process: fatty acid metabolic process. The record is from RefSeq and is a predicted model, not a curated record. Gene Ontology annotation, molecular function: fatty-acyl-CoA binding. The coding region runs from base 143 to 835 and encodes 230 amino acids. Lineage: Eukaryota; Oomycota; Saprolegniomycetes; Saprolegniales; Verrucalvaceae. The transcript is spliced from 5 exons.
AUCUACCGAGUGGUCCAACGACGCCGCCAGCACAAGCUCAUGGUCGUCACCAUUUUCGCGUACAUGACGAAAACCUGUGAAAAACGAUAUCUGUUGUGCCGCACUCUUAUUUGAUCCGUAUCUUCUGCGUCGACACAUCUUGAUGCUGCUGCUGCGCCAAGCUCUCGGCCGAAACCGCGGAUUCUCGUCCUCGAGCCUGGAUACGCUCUUUCGGGAAAAGAUUGCCCUUGGUAAAUCGUUACCCAAGCUGGAGGACAAUGGCCUGAAGCUGCAAAUGUAUGCGUUGUACAAGCAGGCAACAGACGGUGCCAACAUGCAGCCCAAGCCGGGGAUGUUCGACUUCGUUGGCAAGGCAAAGUGGGAAGCAUGGAUGAAACUUAGCUCGCUGAGUGCAGAUGAAGCCAAACAACAGUACUGCGACCUCAUCGAUGGCCUCGCCAAAAGCUCUGGCAUGCAGUCCACGGCUGGCUCCGCGCCAACCCCAGCAACACCUUCGUCACCCAAUGAGGGUGUUAAAUUCACUCAAAGCGGAGGAGUAACAACUCUGUCGACGGACGCCAAUGCCCCACUGGACAACGAUUUGGUUGGAAAGCUCACGAGUGCCAUCAAAGAAGCCGCGAAUGAUCCAGUUUCGAAGGUUCUCGUGCUACAGCUCCAUCCUGCAGCGCCUUCCACGGUGCAUCCAAGUGCUAUCGCGCCGUUGAUUCAAGCCAUUAUCGCCUAUCCAGUACCGUUGGGUGUGGUCGUACAUGGCCCUGUGCAUGGGCUCCAGGGUAAAGCAAUACUUGAGGACAUCGUUCACUUCACGGACUUUUCAUGUGGUUCUUUCGAGUAGUUUCACUCGUGGGCCUCGCGGACGUUGUGUUUUCCCACGAGCGCGCCACGUUUCAAGUGCCAACAGCGUCGGCCAUGCCAGCCGCCCACGCCUUGAUCACGAAAAUGGGUUACAUGCAAGCGAAUGCGCUCCUGCUGCUUGGCGCGAAGUUGUCUGCUGAUGCUGCGCAUCGCCAUGGACUCGUCACCGAUGUAUUCAACGGGGAUGUAGAGGCGCAAGCGUUCUCGAAAUUUCAGCACUUCGCAGACCAAACGAGCGAUCGCAGUAUCAAGACGAUUCUGUUUCGCCACCAGCACAAGGACGCACUGCUCGCCGAAUUCAAGUAGACUUUGUAACGUGCAUAGGUUCCCUUCAAAUCACGUGAGGCUGUGCUGUGGUCUCUCGCUCAAGAACGAUAGUUCGUGCUGGUCCAUGGAUAGCUCCCAAAUCUCCUAAGUUGCCUCGCCUUGCAUUUUGUUCUGUUCGACGUCGCCGCUAUGGACAAAAACCGGAAGCGUC